CUGCGCGGCGCUCUGCGCUGGGGCGUUGCUGGGAAACAUCUGCCGACGCCUGUGGCGGGGACCGGGCGACAUGGCGGCGGCGGCGGCGCUGGCGCGGCUCGCAGCGGCCUUCCUUCUCCUCGCGGCCCAGGUGGCCUGUGAGUAUGGCAUGGUGCACGUGGUAUCUGAGACCGGUGGCCCCAAAGGCAGAGACUACUGCAUCCUCUACAACCCACAGUGGGCCCACCUGCCGCAUGACCUCAGCAAAGCGUCUCUCCUGCAGGUGCGGAACUGGACCAGCUCCGUGCUCUGCUCUCCUGCUGACCUCCCCCCCAAAGGCUUCAGCAACCAGAUUCCGCUGGUGGCACGGGGGAACUGCACCUUCUACGAGAAAGUGCGGCUCGCCCAGGGCAGCGGGGCCCGCGGGCUGCUCAUUGUCAGCAAGGAGGCGCUGGUGCCCCCGGGAGGCAACAAGACACAGUAUGAGGAGAUUGGCAUUCCCGUGGCCCUGCUCAGCUACCGAGACAUGCUGGACAUUUUCCAGACUUUUGGCCAGGCAGUGCGGGCGGCGCUACAUGCCCCCAAGGAGCCCAUGCUGGACUACAACAUGGUCAUCAUCUUCCUCAUGGCCGUGGGUACCGUCGCGCUCGGGGGCUAUUGGGCCGGGAGCCGGGAUGUCAGGAAGAGAUACAUGAAGCACAAGCGGGAUGAUGGGCCCGAGAAGCAGGAGGACGAGGCUGUGGACGUGACGCCUGUCAUGAUCUGCGUCUUCGUGGUCAUGUGCUGCUCCAUGCUGGUGCUGCUCUACUUCUUUUAUGACCAGCUUGUCUAUGUCAUCAUUGGCAUCUUCUGCCUGGCCUCCUCCACCGGCCUCUACAGCUGCUUGUCACCACUCGUGCAGAGGCUGCCAUUCUGCAAGUGCAGGGUCCCCGACAACAGCCUGCCCUAUUUCCACAAGCGCCCUCAGGUCUGCACACUGCUCCUGGCGCUGCUGUGUGCGGCCGUCAGCGUGGUGUGGGGCAUCUUCCGGAAUGAGGACCAGUGGGCUUGGAUCCUCCAGGACGCGUUGGGCAUCGCCUUCUGCCUCUACACCUUGAAGACCAUCCGCCUCCCCACGUUCAAGGCCUGCACACUGCUGCUGCUGGUGCUGUUCAUCUACGACGUCUUCUUCGUGUUCAUCACGCCCUUCCUGACCAAGAGCGGGAACAGCAUUAUGGUGGAGGUGGCGACCGGGCCUUCGGACUCAGCCACCCAUGAGAAGCUGCCCAUGGUGCUGAAGGUUCCCAGACUGAACGCCUCACCACUGGCCCUGUGUGACCGCCCCUUCUCCCUCCUGGGCUUCGGGGACAUCCUGGUCCCAGGGCUGCUCGUGGCCUAUUGCCACCGCUUCGACAUCCAGGUGCAGUCCUCCAGGGUCUACUUCGUGGCCUGUACCAUCGAAGGACCUACCUCAGUCGCCCUGGGCGCCCGCCCCCGCCGACGGCCCGCAGCAGCCCCGUGCCGACCCCGAUGCCGCCCCCGCCCCAGCCCCAGCCCCAGGCCGGGAAACUCCUGGCGAAGACGCGGUCCCAACCCCUCCGCCGGCGGAGCAGACCCCAGAACCGUCUGCGCCCGAGAAGGAGCUCGAGGCAGACGCGCCCCCCCAGGAACCCGAACGCCUCUCGGCCCCACCCGGCCCCUCGGCCUAGGGGAGGGUGCAGACUCGGCGCCGCGCCCCGGACUGGACCCGCGCGGCCCCCAACUUGGUGCUCUGGUCUGGCCGAUGCGCACGUCCUCCUCCAGCCCGCCGGCCGCACCCCGGCCCCCAGCCCUGCUCCGAGCUCGCGUGGCCGUGAAGCCCCCGGCCGGCAGAGGCCACCCCCGCGCGCGAUCCACCUCCUGCGCGGUGGUGUCCUGGGGAGGGCAGAGCGGCACCCCCGCCGGUGGCCUCAGACACGCCCAGUUUGGUGCUUACCCCGCUGCUGCUUCCCUGGGGUCGGGGGCGGGAGAGGGAGGGGCUCUGGUCCGCAGGGCCCCCGGGGUUUGGACUGGGGCUGUCGCUGGUCCGGUGGGGUUGGGGCCCAGCUGUGAGCUCACAGCCCCUGUGCUCCAGCUCCUCCAUAUUUUAAUAAAUGGCCACGGCUUUUUGAGAUCUUGGUAGUGUCGCCUCUUGGGGUGCGAGCCCCUCGGACUGCUCCUCCGAAGCAGGGGGGUGGCUGGCGCCAGGCCGGUGGCCCUAUUUUGCCUUUCCGCUUAGAGGAACUCGGCCCCCACCCUUGCCGCGGUCACCUGCACGUUCAGCACCCCAUCAGUGCACGCACCUGGGCCUCCAGCUACCGCGGGCGGGCGGAGAGCUUCCGGAAUGUGGGAGGGGGGCUCUGGAACUGGCUUACGUCUUCUACCUCACAGACAGGGUUCUCUGAACCUCAGGACAGAGAUGCCGCCGCCCCCACGUCGGGCUGGCCAGGGAGACACCGCCUGGACAGGCAUCCGGGGCUGUGACCGCCAGGGCCCCGGCCUACUCCUUCACGUCCACGACGAGAGGCGAGGCCCAGACCCUUCGACCGCACGCCGGCUCCGCGUCCCUCCCGUCCCGCCGGUCUCCAAACCAUGAUCCAUUCCAAAUGAUACCAGCGCCAGACUCACGUCUCAGCCACGCCUCCGAGGAAGAAACCAUGUUUGUUUCUGAAAAAAAAAAAAAAAAAAACAAACAAACCCAGAAGACGUCUACCACCUGUUUCUGUGUUUCCUAAGAAGAACAGGUGACCCCGCGGUUGGGUUGGGGUGGCGCAGCUGGACCUGCCCCGCCCCACCCCACGGGAGCCCCUGGCCUCGGAGGCGGGACGGGGAGGCAGCCACCGGGCAGGGGGGGAGGGGAGGGAGGGUCCGAGCGGACCCCGUCCUUCCGGGAGGACCACGCCUUCCUGUAAGCCAUUUUGUACGUCGUCAAUGUUUGAACGCGGAUGGCAUUUCUCUCUUUUUUUUUUUUUUCCUGUUUCUGAAGUUUGACAAAUGUCAAGGAAUUCAAAGCGGGAUAUUAGUUCCUGAAGUUUCCGUUUGCAGUUUCUGCCUUGCUUCUGUUUGAAUCUUGUAAUUAAACACAGCUUUUGAUAUUUA
Molecule: messenger RNA, 3075 nt
Organism: Dama dama (fallow deer)
Lineage: Eukaryota; Metazoa; Chordata; Mammalia; Artiodactyla; Cervidae
Gene: SPPL2B
Product: signal peptide peptidase like 2B
Exons: 14
Coding region: 71-2119 (682 amino acids)
Biological process (GO): membrane protein proteolysis
Cellular component (GO): lysosomal membrane; lumenal side of endoplasmic reticulum membrane; cytoplasmic side of endoplasmic reticulum membrane
Molecular function (GO): aspartic endopeptidase activity, intramembrane cleaving
Source: RefSeq, a predicted model, not a curated record